CUUGCAAUCUUAUAAUGUAUGCUACUUCAAUUCUAGAGCGCUAAUCUUUGCUCUGUAGCUAGCUAGCUACCCAGAACUACUAAUUGUCUAGUUGAUCCUGCUUUCCUCAAUACUGCGGAUUGGAAAAUUGCUCGAGUACGAAGACUACCAUCGCGAUCGGCUGUGUUAGUAAUUCUGAGACCAUCUCAUCCAGCAUAACAGAAAGGCAUAAAAUAAUUAUGGCUAAACAUCAGGGACCAAACAAUGAAAUCCAAAUGAGCAUUACACCAGAAAUGUCUUAUGAUUUCUAUAGUCCUGAGGCUCUAUGGCCACAUCGAAAACCGACACCCGAACAUGGACAACCUCAAGCAAGAAGCAAAAGAUGGAAUUGGCCAAUAGUUGCCGGAAUUUCUUCAGCUUUGAACCCAUGGUGGAAUAAGAUACUGGUAACUUCAUGUGUGAUUGCAGUUUUAUUUGAUCCCUUGUUCUUUUACAUUCCAUACACCAGCGAGGAAAAAAAGUGUAUGGGAAACGACGAAAGAGUGCAGACUGCAGCUCUGAUUUUCCGAUCAGUCACAGACAUCACUUUCCUGGUGCAUAUCAUAUACCAACUAUAUGUGGCUAUCAAAUUUGCACUCACAAGGGUUUCAGAGGAUGAAAGUUUGGUUUUUAAAUAUGAAUCGGUAUCCCGAGAGCAAAUGAUUCAGUUUGCAAAGGCAUUUUCUCACAAGUUGUCAUGGCGAUCUUUCCUAACUGACGUUUUCGCUAUAUUGCCCAUACCACAACUGCUAAUAGUAGGAUUGUUUUUCAAAAUCGGAGGCAAUGACUACUUGUUAAAAAGAAAGAUUGUGAGCGGUUUUCUUCUAAUCCAAUAUAUGCCAAGAGUCUAUCGAAUUUAUCUUUCAUCUGUCGCGAUCACAGAAUCUGCAUUGUGGGUUAGAGGUGUAUUUAACUUUUUCCUCUACAUCCUUGCGAGUCAUGUAGUUGGAGCCUUUUGGUACUUUUUUUCUAUUCAGCGAGAGACAUCAUGUUGGUAUCGAACUUGCAUCGCCGAUAAAAAUCGAACAGAAUCAGAAUGUACCUUUUACUGCCAAAACAGUACUGCUGCACUUAUAACCCCACAAUUCAAUACAACUCUAGACGAGCAAUGCAUUCUAAAAGUUCCAUAUAACAUGACCGAUCCACCAUUUGAUUUUGGAAUAUUUUUUGAUGCCCUCAAAAAUGAUAUCCAAGGGAAAAUAAAUGUUCCAAAAAAGAUUGGUUACUGUUUUUGGUGGGGCUUGCGAAACUUGAGUAAUUUUGGUACAAGUUUAACAACAAGUACCUAUCUGUGGGAAAACAGCUUUGCCAUUUUUAUUUCUAUCAUCGGCUUGCUAUUGUUUUUAUACCUCAUUGGAAAUGUACAGAUUUAUAUGGAGAGGGCAACUACCAGAGCGGAUGAGGUAAGAGAGAAGAUCCGGAUCAAAAAGAACGAUAUAGAUAAUUGGAUCCAAAAUAAUGGUCUCGAGAAGGACAUGAAGGAAGAGAUCAUGAAAAACAUCAAUGAGAAGUUGGAAAAGGACAUAAGUGCAGAUCUGGAUGAUAUAUACUCUCUUCUUCGCCCGUAUACCAGGAAAGUUGUGAAGCGAUUUGUCGGCAUGAAGACGCUAAGAAAGGUACCAAUGCUUAGCGAGGUGGAUGGAAGAGUUUUGAAGAUGAUGUGCGACUAUCUGAAGCCGGUCCAUUACCAGGAGAAUACAAUGGUUUUUGAAAUGGGAGUACCAUUUGAUAGAAUGGUCUUCAUUACAGAUGGGUCAAUGUGGACUUACACGACUGCUACUGAUCAUCAGACUAGUCAUUCUGGAAAAGCAACGUCAGGAGGACUAGUUCCUUCUUCGUCCAUGGAAGCUCACUUCCUCGAGAAGGGUGAUGCUUAUGGACACAUGCUUCUGCAAUUAGCAUCAUCAUCAUCUUUUAAGGCGCUUCCUAUCUCAGUUGCAAAUGUCAAGUGCCAGUCAAAGGUAGAGGCGUUUGUCCUCACGGCCAAUGACUUGAGAAACAUAGUAACUGCGUGCGGAGAUUUUUGGCCGGCUUUCGACUACAAUGCUUCUCAAGAUGAGGCGGCUGAUCAGAAGGCACCGGCCGGGCCAAGGAAGCGUACUGUAGCAACAUCAAAUAUCCAUCCUACCGGCUACAGUGGGUGAUGCCUGCAAAUCGACCCCAGCCUGCAGUGAUCUAGAGCGCGCAAUUGUGUAUUUUUUACUUUUACUUAGCAGCUACAGCUAGCUAUCGAUCAACUCCAUCCUUCAAGCUAGCUGCUACUUACUCUUAUUGUUAUAUAUCUCAUCGUUUCUUCAUUUGUGUCGCUAGCUACGUACUUGAGCUUUAAUUGUCA
Fragaria vesca subsp. vesca is the source of this 2353-nucleotide messenger RNA. RefSeq names its product cyclic nucleotide-gated ion channel 1-like. The transcript has 8 exons. The record is from RefSeq and is a predicted model, not a curated record. NCBI's taxonomy places the organism in Eukaryota, Viridiplantae, Streptophyta, Magnoliopsida, Rosales, Rosaceae. Bases 219 to 2162 code for a protein of 647 amino acids.